AUUACAAUCAAUGGAUAGUUCUGGUCAUAUAAAUGAAGCACAGAAUCAACCAUUAAUUGAGGAGGAUGGACAGAACACUACAGAAGGGUUCAACCAUCCAGACUCGAUAUUUAAGGAGCAUCCCUUUGAGAACGCUGGGAUACUCUCCAAAUUUUUCUUUAGCUGGCCUUAUAAAGUUCUCCAAUUCGGAAGCAAAAACCAAUUCAAAGUAGAGAAUUUGGGUGGGAUAAGAGACAUAAACUCUUCUCAAUAUCAAGCGAAGAGAUUCAAAGAGAGCUGGCAGAAAUACAAAAACAGCAAGAAAAUGCCUAUCUUCAAGGCUCUUGCUCGAACACAUAUGAAGGAAUUCUUAUUUGCAUUCUUCAUCAAUUUCAUAGUUGUCUGAAUGCACAUAUCCAUUCCAUUCUUGAUCAUACAAAUCAUUGAAUUCAUGUCAACUCCUUCUGGAGAAGACGGAGGCAUCUGGAUAGGAAUUGGCCUCAUAGCUGCUUAUGUCAUCAUAAGCUGGUUGGCCUUCCUACUUGACGAGCAUGCAGUCUUUCUCCAAGCUCUGCUAGGAGAUAACGCAUAUUCUGGAAUGAUUUCUAAUAUUUACGAGAAAAUUCUGAAAAUCACUCCAUCAACCAACAAAGAUUUUAGGCAAGGAGAAAUCAUCAACUUCAUCCAAGUUGAUGCUGAGAAGGCCUUUGAUAUUGCCUGGUGAUUCCCACCAGUUGCAAGACUUCCAAUUCAACUAAUCUUCGGAAUUGCUUUCCUGUUGUAUUAUUUUGGAUGGUUCUUGCUCCCAUCAUUGGGAGUGGCUGUACUCUUGGUAAUCCUUAAUUUCUACAUUGCAAUCUGGAACUCCAGAAUCCAAGAUGAAGUUCUAGAGAGAAAAGACAAGAGAAUGAACACCACAACAGAAGUGGUCAACAAUAUCAAAGUUAUCAAGCUCAAUUCCUGGGGAAGGUUCUUCAUUGAUAAAGUAGCUAGGCUCAGGAAGAGAGAAAUCCAUUCCGUCAACAAAGGAUUGGUAGUAAACACAGUUGAAAUCAUCACUGCUUUCAUAAUGUCACCUGUUUUCAUGGUUGGAACCUUCUUCUUGUUCUUCGUCUUCGGAAACACGAUGAUUCUGGCCCACGCUUUUGCUGCAAGGCAUGUGUUUUAUUCCUUAGAAGAACCAAUCAGAUGGGUACCUCAGUUUGUUGGAACUUUUGCUGAAUUCCUGGUAUCCAUGAGGAGGAUCGAAAAGUUUCUCCAAUGAGAUGAGAUCAACCCAAACAUUGUUGAGAUGAACAACGAAUACUGCAAAGAAAAGGAGAUAGACAUCCUGAUUGAGAACGCCAACUUCACUUGGGCAGGAAGCAAGGUCAAAGAGAAGGAGAAAGACGAAGAUAAGAAAGACACAAAGGAAAAGAAGAAUAAAGAGGAAGAAAAAGAAGACAAAAAGAAAGAUAAAGCAUCGAAGAAGACUUAUACUAUCAAUGAAGAGUAUCAGUCACUGGACAUGGAUGAUAUCGAAGAUGGACUUAAUACCAGCACCAAUACGACUACAUCAACAUCAAGUGACAGCAAGAACAAGAAGCUCACUGAUAGCAUUGAGUUGAAGGAUAUCAACCUCAAAAUUCACAAGGGAGAAUUCAUCUGUAUUAUUGGAGAAGUAGGGUCUGGUAAGUCUUCACUCCUCAGCGCUAUCCUCGGUGACAUGCUCUAUCUUAGUGACGAAACUAUCGAAGUCAAUCAAGAUAGAAUCCUUGAUGAGGAGUUGAGGAAGGAGCUUAUCCGGGCUGCUCUCACAGAACAGUCUAUUGUUAAGCUAGGAGGAUCUAUUAGUUAUGCUCAGCAAGUGCCUUGGAUCCAGAACAAAACCAUCCGAGACAACAUUCUGUUCGGAAAGAGAAUGGAUGAGCAACGAUACAACCAAGUUAUCGAGAUGUGUGAGCUUGGGCCUGACCUUGGACUAUUUCCAGGAGGAGACCUCACUGAGAUAGGUGAGAAAGGCAUUAAUCUCAGUGGAGGCCAGAAAGCCAGAGUGAGUUUGGCCAGAUCUAUAUAUGCUGACAAUGACAUUUUGUUGAUGGACGAUCCUGUGAGUGCUCUUGAUGCCAAUGUCAAGAGGAAAUUCAAAGAUGUCUUUAUGAACCAACUUAGAGAGAAAACAAGAAUACUUGUAACUCAUGCAAUCGAUUUUAUUGAUUGAGUAGACAGAAUCAUCGUGAUGGAGUCCGGAAGGAUUAAAUACUGAGGUACUUAUGAAGAACUCCAGCACAGCGAAGAGAUUAAGCAUAUUGUAGAAGUACUUGCUCAUCAGGCUGGAGAAGACGAUUCCCAAGAAGAAAAGAAAGAGGAAUCUAAAAAGGAAACUAAAGAAACCCCACAAGAAAAAGUUGAAGAAAAGUCAUUCAUUAGUGAACAGGGCACCAGGAUUACUGAUGAAGAGAAUGAUGAGAAAAUUGAUGUAGGAUGGAACGUUUACAAAACCUUCUUCUUAUCUGAUAAUUUUUGGGUGCUCUAUCUAAUGACCUUCCCAUUGUUGGCUGUAUAUGCAUAUUUCAUAGUCAAUCACACAAUCUCCUUUGGUCAUUGGAUAGAAAAUAGUAAUGAUGGAAUAGAAUAUGGAAGGAACUUCUUGAUUGUUGUCCUCUAUCCGUUUGGAUAUACCCUGAUGAUUUCUCUUGUCUUCUUGCUCAUCACAGUCUCAAUAGUCAGAUCAAGUAGGCUUUUACAUGAGAAAAUGUUCAAGAAAACAAUCAAUGCUCCAAUUAACUUGUACUUCGAUAAGACUCCAAGUGGAAGAGUGUUGAAUAGGUUCUCCAAAGACAUAAACAAAAUUGAUACAACCAUUUCACAUCGGCUUGUUUGGAGUACAGAGUGAUACACCUCCUUCCUCUAUAACCUAGUUAUUGCUAUGAUUGCAAUGCCAUGGGUGGGAAUAAUUAUUCCAAUUAUACUUUUGAUUUGCUUCUUCUUAGUCAGAUUCUACAUGAAAACCUACAGAGAUAUCAAAAGACUCACAAGUGUCACUCAUUCUCCAGUGAUCGCUCAACUCUCAGAGACUCUAUCAGGAUGCAGCACCAUCAGGAACUUUGGAAAAGAGGAACAGUUCAUUAAUGAUAACUUCAAGAAGAUCAACCUCAACAUCAGUUCUGAGUUCUGGCUGGGCGCUGUAAGAAGAUGGUUCACUGUCAGACUUGAGCUCUCAUGUAGAGUUAUCAUCAUUGCUGCUUUAUGUCUAAUGCUCUACUUCAAAGAUGACAUGAACCCCAUCCUGGUUGGAGUCUUCCUAAACCACAUGAUGUGGAUGAACAAUGAAAUAAUUUGGGGUGCCCAGACUAUGACUGAGUUCGAAUCUGACCUAGUGUCUUAUCAAAGGUGCCUCAAGAUCUUAGAAAUUCCACAAGAGAACACUCAGAAUGUCCAGAAGCAGCUACUUCUAAAUGAUAAAAGCUUUGAAAAAUUAAAUGUAAAUACAAAGUGGCCAAAUAGUGGAAGGAUUGGAUUCAACAACUUUAGCCUCAAGUAUCGUCCUACCACUCCCACCGUCCUCAAAAACCUCUCUUUCUCCAUCAACAAUGGUGAGAAAAUCGGAGUUGUUGGACGCACUGGUGCAGGAAAAUCUACUCUGUGUCUUGCACUCUGAAGAAUCGUCGAAGCCUAUCAAGGAUCCAUCACCAUUGACGAACAAGACAUUUCCACUGUGGAUCUGGAACAGCUUAGAAACAAAAUCACUAUUAUUCCACAAGACCCCACCCUGUUCAACGGUUCGCUCCGGUUCAACCUCGACCCAGAAGGUAUCCAUCCAGACUCGACCCUGCUCGACCUGGCUUCUCAGGCUUCACUUCAGAAAUUGGUCGACCGAGACGACAAAGGCCUUGACCAGAACAUCGAAGAAGGUGGGGCCAACCUCAGUUCUGGUGAGAAGCAGCUUCUGUGCAUUUGAAGAGCCAUUCUUCGCAAAAACAGAGUGGUGCUGAUGGACGAAGCCACAGCCAACAUCGACAUCAAGACUGAGCAGACCAUCCAGGAGCUGAUUAACACUCAGUUCAGAGACUCGACCGUGAUCACGAUUGCACACCGACUCAACACGAUCAUGAGCAGCGACAGGAUCUUGGUGCUGAGUCAUGGAGAACUGGUGGAGUACGACAGUCCUGGCAACUUGCUGAAGGACCCAGGGUCAAUGUUCAAGUCUUAUGUCGACUCGUUCAAGAACAAAUAA
Messenger RNA from Moneuplotes crassus, 4195 nucleotides. NCBI's taxonomy places the organism in Eukaryota, Ciliophora, Spirotrichea, Euplotida, Euplotidae. The record is from the annotation of a GenBank genome assembly.